Chelmon rostratus (copperband butterflyfish) is the source of this 5670-nucleotide messenger RNA. Its product is annotated as lymphoid-restricted membrane protein. The coding region runs from base 102 to 4733 and encodes 1543 amino acids. NCBI's taxonomy places the organism in Eukaryota, Metazoa, Chordata, Actinopteri, Chaetodontiformes, Chaetodontidae. The record is from RefSeq and is a predicted model, not a curated record. The transcript has 39 exons. Gene Ontology annotation, cellular component: endoplasmic reticulum membrane.
AAGCCGAGGAAUCAUCAAGAUGCUGCAGCUGGAGCAGCUACUGGGGACUUCAGCCUCUCCUCUAGCCAGGAAGCCAGCACUGCAGCCCUGCCGUCAGCAGCAUGGACUAUUACACGCCGCAGCCCAGUCGUCGCCACAACCCCGUGGACAGCAUCUGCCGCAAGCUGCAGACCAUUCAGUGGCGCGGUGAUCGAGAGCCCAAUUCGCCGUUCCAGAUUCCCAAACUGUCCUCCAGCAGCUACGACAGCCCACAGUGUGGCCUCAGGCACAACCUGGAAGCCAUCCUGAAGAAGGGGGCCCUCCGCAGGGACGAGGGGGAGAGGGGGAAGGAGAGAGUGAAGGGGAAAGGGAUGGGUAUGCCGAGCUCUGCAGCUUCCCAGAGGAGCAGCCUGGGUCCGUCUGUCCCUCUGUCCACCCCUUCUGCCCCGGUGUGCAAUCCCUCCUCGCCGGCUAACGUCACAUACACCAUCACCAGCACUCUGGGCGAGAGGAGAGGUGCUGAUGGGAGUGAUCUGAGACAAGUUAAGACAUGGCAGAGGAAUUGCUCGACGCCCACAGGCCAGUCCAGGGACUCCCCUUACUUUACAUUUACACAAGGACCCCAGUCGGUGCAGCCGGAGAGCGAGAGGGCGAGCAGGAGCCCCCCUCUGUGUCGGACCUUCACCCCAAACCACAGCACCCUCUCCUACAACCUCAACUUCUGCUCGGCGGACUCUGGGACCUCAACUGAGUGUGAGCUGCCCUACCCAGCUCUGGUUGUAAAAAGACUGUCCAUGGGAGAUGGAGGAUCAUCGCUGGCCUCUGAAAACAGGAAGGAGAAUAUGGCAGAAAUCAGUCUCAUCUGUGAGGAGAAUCUGCUCGAUACCAUCUUCCAUGCCUGUGACGUCCAGCGCCGAGGUAAAGUUUAUGUGUCUCACAUUGUGGACUACCUGCGGCACACCACCAGUCGCAGCUCAGAAGACAGUGGACUGGAGGAGCUUUGCAACAUGCUUGACCCAGAGCACAAAGACGUCUCCAUUGACCUGGACACGUAUCACGCCGUCAUGAGGGAGUGGAUUGAUGACUGCCGCAACAACAGGGAAGAGCCAACAGAUGACCUCACACAGGACUCAGUCAAACUCAGAGAUGGCCUGUCUGCCAAGAGGUCCAUGCUACUCAAUAUGACCUCAGGAAGUUUGGAGGCCUUUGGAGGGGAGGCAUCCAGAGCAGAAUUUGAGACAUCAGAGCUGGUGUAUUGUGUUGCCGACCUUCAGAUGAGCAACCAAAAGCUUGAGGAGGAAGUUCGGAAGCUGAAGCAGGUGGUGGAGGGCAUGGAGGACAGCAACCAGAAGCUAGCAGAGGAGAACGAGGAGCUACGCAAUCAGGCCAGAGUUAACCAACAGCUGGCCCAAAAGGAGAAGAUGCUGAAGGAGGAGGUGGAAGAGAUGAAGGCCACUCUGAGCUGUACAGAGGAGGGCAGAGCUCGCGCCUCUGCGCACAGCAAACAUGUGGAGAGAGAAAACCAGAGUCUCAUUGCCAAGAUAGCUUCUCUUCAGGAAGAGAACUUCAAGGCCACCAUGGAGACGGACGAGCUUCAGAGAAGAAUAGCAAAGCUGUGUGACAUUAACACUGACCUUCAGGUGCAGAUUCACUCUUUUGAUGCUGUCGUUAGUGACAAGGAGGCUGUGAUACUAGAGAAGAGCAGACAGAUAAAUGAGCUUAAGUCAGCAGUGGAGGAAUACUCCUCCAUCACAGAGCUGCUGAGGGCGGACAAGUGCAAGCUAGAGAACCAGAUGCAGAUGAUACACCCAGACCUGGCUGGCGCUGGUCUGUCCCUGUCUGUGGCCUACAGGUUGAACCAGAGCACGUCAGGAUCCCUACAGACAGAACUGGCUCUGGCACAGUCGCCACUGGAGGCCCCUCAUGGAGUUGACCAUCUGUCCACCACUAUGAGCUUUGCCUCCCCACUGGAUGAGACGCUGGACAGGGAGGUGCUGCUGAUGCUGCAGGGACCCAGCCCAGAACACAUGGCUCAGGAGUUCAAGAGCCUCCUAAAGAAACUGAAAAGGGAUUUCACAGAGGAAGGCGACUCUGUCUUGUCCACAGUUAAAGGCUUGUUGGAUGACCACGCACAGCCAGGGGGCAGCACAGACACCAGUCUCCAGACGGUGCAGGCCGAGCUGGAUGCAAGACGGGCAGACUGGGCCCUCAGCCUGGACCAGCUGGCCCAGUACACAGACUCGCUGGAGAAGGAGCUGAUCAAAAUGGCCAGUAACAUGAGGAGGUCCCGUACCGAGAUCCUGCACCUUUCAGUCAGGGUGCAGGAGCAGGAGAACCAGAAGCGGCAGCUGUGUGAGGAGCUGGAGCAGCUAAAGACACCUCAGGACAGCAGAGAGGCCUCAUGCCAGACACCUGCACCAGAAGAAGAGCCUGGAGAUGACUUGGACUGGGAUGAGGAGUUUGCCCUUCAAGACUUCCUGAAGAGCGAGCUAGCAGAGAGGAAUUGCAGAGAACGGGACGGACGAACAGACACCAGGCCCGAAGACACGGCAGAUAAAUUAACAGACAGAGGUGAAGAGGAGGACGGGGAGGAGAAGUGGAUGGUGGUGGACACAGCGGGAGAGGGAGAAGUGAGGGACACGUCCACUCCUCUGUCUGCCCUCUCUGGAUUGGCUGAACCAGGGAACAGUGCAGGAGGAGGGGAUCAAGACUCUGCAGCCUGCACUGAGUCAGAGCCAGAGGUCAACUGUCAAUCUUUGCAGGAAGAGGCAGCAGUGCCAUUGAGCGCCCACUCACAAGCUGUCAGCAUUAGACACCCAGAGGCGGAUGCUCUCCCUGAUCUGUCCCACUCAGAGAACAACAGUACAAAAGCUCCUGAGACUGCAGAGUCUAAUGCCUGUGGUCCAGCCCAAAAUCUGAGCAGCUCACCUGAACAGGACCAGACAGUCACACUUAGUAGCACCCCUCCUACAGCAGCCGAGAUGGUUCCUCCCGAACACAUACCGAGCACAACACCUGGACCAGAUGAGAACGUUACCCAGAAUGAGAGCACCCAGCCGACCAGUGAGGACCACAGGGGAGAAGGAGAGAAAGAAGACGAGGUGGACACAAGCUCAGGAGCCAUGAGCCGCACUAAGAGCCUGAGCCAGGACCAGUCGGCAAACAGAUCAGCAGCAGAGGACAGCACGUGUCUGCUACCUGUGUUGGUGGAAGAGGAGGAGAGCGUGCAGGAGAGUACAGCUGAGGCUCCAACAGUAGCUGCCAGCAUGGAUGGGACAGACCAGCUCACCAGCAGCGGAGCGACUGCCUUCUCUGAUAGGAGCUCUCCUCAGUCACGGUCGUCCGUCACACAUGCCAGCCAAUCAGGGAGCGGCAUGGGCAGCGUGACCUCUGAUCCCAGCCGUUCGGAGGAUAGUGCAGCCAAAAAGGACUCCCUCCCCCUCAGUGGCAAAAAUAAGAGGGAACUGGAGCUGUCACGCAGCAUGGAGGCCAUCGAGGAGCACAGGGAUCAGGAGGACCAAAGUGAGACCGUCAUGGCCACUGAGAAGGAAUCCGAGACGUCAGCGAUCUCUGACACCAGUGAUACCUUCAAAGACAAGAACAGCCUGUCUCCUAGUGACAAGGAGAUUGAGACGGAGUUCCAGCGUUUGGCGCUGGGCUUCAAGUGUGACAUGUUCACCCUGGAGAAGAGACUCCGGCUGGAGGAGAGGUCACGUGAUCUGGCUGAGGAGAACGUCCGCAGGGAGGUGUCCAGCUGCCAGGGCUUACUGCAGGCUCUGACUCCUCUGUGUGAGGACGAUAACCAGUCCAUGGAGAUCAUCCAGAGGCUCCAGAAGAACCUGGAUAUCCUCAUCCAGUCCAUGACCAGGGUGUCUAGCCGCUCUGAGAUGUUAGGAGCAAUUCACCAGGAGAGUCGUAUUGGUAAGGCUGUGGAGGUGAUGAUCCAGCAUGUGGAGAACCUCAAGAGGAUGUACACCAAGGAGCACGCCGAGCUGCUCGAGCUGAGAGAGACGCUCAUGCAGAACGAGAGGUCGUUUGGAUCACAAACCGAAAGAGAUGACUUCCGUGGCAAGAAGCAGCCAACAUCACAGUACUAUAAGUCAUCAACCCGGCGGGUCAGCAUAGCAGCGAUCCCCCGCUCUGGUGGAGGCAACAUGCACUUUGACAUGUCCAAAACACAAGAUGGAUCAGAGGCUGAAACGGAGAGACUGACCAGGCGAUCCCCAUGGAAUGUGGCAGGGAAGAGCACGGCGCGCCCCCCACUAAAACGCUUUGUUAGCUCUGCGGCCUGGGUUGACACUGAAGAGCCCUCUCUCAUGAUGAAGGGGGCGGCCUACGACAACACCGACUGCCAGUCGGAGGACGAGCAGAAGGAGGAGCCGGUGGCAGAGAGGAGGAGGUCCAGUCUCAGUGAGCUGGGCAACAAACUCACCUCCCUCAUUCUGCCCCUCAAGACUCCAAGCCCUUCCUCCAGCCCUACGUCUACAGACCCAGGAAUGGCCCAGUCUCUGUCCCACAGCCUGACCUCUUCCCGGGCGGCCGCAGCAGCAGCAGUAGCCAGAGGUGGCAGGGGGCUCUGGCUUUGGUUGGCGAUGGUGGUGGUGCUUGCAGGUCUCUUGGCACUGCUGGCCAGCCUGGUGAUGCAGCCAGUGGUAGAUGCAGCCCCUGUGGCUACCGGGGACUCCUGGAUGACCAUCCAGCAGCUGCUGUGGCCCUACGCAGGGCUCAGGCACAACGGACAGCCACCUGUCUAGCCCCCGAGAUCCAGGGUGGAUGAUGUCACUGCCCAUCAGCUCUCUGCAGAAAUGAUCUGUGCAAUGUGGUGGCGAUGAAGGAAAGUACAGUGUACCACUCCUGAACAGAGGCUGUUGGGAUGUUUACUGGUACCUGAAGAUUCCUAAAAACAAGACUCGCACUAUCAACACAGGCCAGGCCUCAGGGGAUAGCUAACCCUAUGGAGGAUUUUAUGCAUCACAUCACGUUUGCUAAAUUAGUUAGUCUGUGUGUGUGUGUGUGUGUGUGUGUGUGUGUGUGUGUGUGUGAGUCUGUCUGUGUUUUAAGCGAAGAAGCGGCUACAAGUGGGCUGCUCAACAUCCUUAACACCUUAUGAUGCAGUUUUCCAAUAAGUGCUGCUGGCAAGUGUCUACUUGGACUCAAUCCAUCUGUCAAAUCAGGCUUGAUCAGUCACCAGAGCUGGCACAACGAUGACAAAUCAUGUCACAGAUUCAUCAGAAUGAAAGCGCUGAUCCACCAAGUCAUGCAAUGGUCAGCUGUGCAGUUUUCCAUAGACAGACAUCAUGGACGAUGGCUGCAAUUGUGCCACAUGGCAUUUUUAAACACGUUUCAUGCACUUGAGGAGUGGGGCAGUGUCAGCCUUUUUCCUCAUGGGUUGUAGAGGACAUUUUAUAAUUAAGUCUAUAAACACUGGUAAUAAAUCUUUCAUUUAAGUGUUUUAAAUUUUUUUUGAAAUUGAUAUUUAUGAGUUUGUUAGUUUUGAGUGAGGAGAUGUGGAUAUCUUUAUUUUUGUUAAGUUAUAAUUCUGCAUUGUUACAGUCUUUACACCAAAGGGUUUUUUAUUUUUCUCUUAAAGUUCUUGCCGUGGUUGUCACCGUUUUCAACUUCAUACACUUUUGUAUGUUCCAAAGAAGAUGCGUGAAACUUUGCACAAAUAAAGUAGCCAAUUCUACAAAA